Messenger RNA from Punica granatum (pomegranate), 1509 nucleotides. NCBI's taxonomy places the organism in Eukaryota, Viridiplantae, Streptophyta, Magnoliopsida, Myrtales, Lythraceae. The record is from RefSeq and is a predicted model, not a curated record.
UUUUUUUGGAACUAGGGACAAUAAAGCUAUAUCGAUUUCUUUGCAUUUAUUCACCGAUCUAUAAAUAACGCGCUUCAAAGUCUCCAAAACGUCGUAUAAAUAAGCCCCUCUCUCUGAGACUCAAUAAUCCUCAAAAGAAACAGCCAUGAUGACCAAAAACAUGGUGAUUGCGCUGUCCAGGCCCCACGUCCUCUUCUUUCUCCUCCUCGCAAGCUCUCUGAUGCAGUGCCACUCCCGCUGCAAUUUCCUCGACGAAAACUUGUCGACCACAAACAUCAAGGGGAUGUUUGUGUUUGGGAGCUCUGUCGUCGACAACGGGAACAAUAACUUCCUCCAAACCUCAACCCGCGCCAAUUACUUGCCCUAUGGGCUGGACUUCCCGGUCGCACCGGCCUCUGGCCGGUUCUCCAACGGGAAGAAUGUCAUUGAUCUCCUUGCCAAACUCCUCGGGCUCCCCUUCAUCCCGCCUUUCUUGGAUCCUUUGACUAAGGGUCUGAGGAUGGCUCGUGGCGUCAACUUUGGUUCCGGUGGUUCCGGUAUUAGGGACGAAACUGGCUCUGUUACGGGAGACGUGAUGAGUCUGAAGGAACAAAUAAUGGCGUUCGAGGGAACAACACUGGGAGAGCUUGAAGCAGAGUUGGGGUGUGGGAGCAAAGAAUCCCUGUGCCACUUCCUAUUUGUGGUCGGAACCGGCAGCAACGAUUACUCCUUCAACUACUUCCUCCAAUCUCCCCCCGAUUCCGAUGCCGACACUGAUGAGAAACUCCAAGCCUUCACCUCCAAUCUCACGGCCUCCCUCUCUCAAUAUUUCCAGAAGCUGUACGGUUUAGGUGCCAGGAAAUUCGUGCUGAUGUCAGUGAAUCCGAUAGGGUGCUAUCCCUACGUGAAGGCAAGCAGACCAAUGGUCAGAGUUCAGUCAAUGAACAGAGCAGCUCGUCUCUUCAACUCCAACUUGGUCUCUCUCGUCAACGACCUCCCCGCCCGCUUGCCCCAUUCCCACGUCGUUGUCGUCAACGCCUACAAAAUCAUACGAGACAUCCUAAAAAACCCCAGCCCUAAAGUUCAGGAUUCACGAAUACCGAGGAGCCGUGCUGCGAGGUCCGGUCGAUGGCACAGGGCGGGAACGGGAUAUUUUGCAGGCGGGGUGGGUUGACGUGUUCGAACAGGAGCAGUUACGUGUUCUUCGACGGGAUUCACCCGUCGGAAGCCGUGAAUGAUCGGAUAUCGUCCAAGGCUUUCACUUCUUACCUUUGGUCUGAGGUUUAUCCCUUCAACGUCUGACACCUCGCAUGGCUCGUCUAGCUUAAUUAACCAACGGUUCUCUCUAUCUUCCUUGUCCUAAUUAGUUGAAUAAAAUUCCUGAAUCCGAUACUAGUUCUCCUAGUGGUUUCGGGUUUUCAAGAAGUUAAGGUCAAAAUGAACGUAUGGCAUUUGUAUAUGAAUAUUUUUCAUGAAUUCACUCAUAUCAGGAUCACAGUUCAUAACCUAAAAUAUUAUGAGCUUCUAAUA